AGCUUUUCCCUGUAACGAUUAGUACCAAAUCCGCAUGGCAGACACAAAUUAAAGAUGAUGCCAGGUUCAAAAAUAGUUCUUCCAAGCUCUAAUGCUGAUGAUUAUACUACAACAGCUCUUCAUAGCAUCGUGUCACGUAUUGUGAACCCUACAAGUGUGAAGGGUAGAAGCAGCAAAGAAAUCUACAAGAUUGAGAAUUGUCCGAGUUGGUGGCCAAAUGAUGUGCUGUUUUCUCCUGUGUUAGUGCCCAAGGCUGUCACGAAUGGUAUCACUUCUAUACACUGGAGAAAGAUUUUGGCAGCUUUCUUGGAGAAAUGUCCUGAGCAGUACACAAUAUCACCUCCAGUUGAUCAGCAAAACUCUGCCUCGGCUGAUCUACCAGAAUACCCACUGCUUGGUACAAAGAGAGCCAGGAUGAUGCCAGGCUCAAAGAUAGUUCUUUCAAGAGAAAUUUCUUCCAAUCAGCAAAACUCUGCCUUGACAGUUGAAACUGACCAACCAGAAGACCCUGCAGUUGGUACAAAGAGAGCCAGGAUAAUGCCAGGCUUAAAGAUAGUUCUUCCAAGAGAAAUUUCUUCCAAUCAGCAAAACUCUGCCUCGACAGUUGAAACUGACCAACCAGAAGACCCUGCAGUUGGUACAAAGAGAGCCAGGAUAAUGCCAGGCUCAAAGAUAGUUCUUCCAAGCUCUAAUGUUGAGGAAUAUUCUGGACUCAUUCUCCGUGGCACAAUUGCAGGCAUUGUGAACCCUAAAGGCAUCAGAAACUUCUACACAAAGGAUAAUUGUCCAAGUUGGUGGCCAAAAGAUGUGGUGUUCACUCCUGUGACAGGGCCCAAGGCUAUCGCAAAUGGCAUCACUAUUGGACACCAGAGAAAGAUUAUGGCAGCUUUCUUGGAGAAAUGUCCGGAGCAGUACACAAUAUCUCCCAGGAAACGGCUACUCUAUCCCACCUCUUCCCCACAAAGUUCCUCUGAAAGUUCCUCACUCGUUGGUGAUAAGCAACCAGUAAGAGAAGUCAGCCCACAAAGUUCCUCUGAAAGUGAUCAAGAAGAGCCUGUAGGAAUGAACCAAACACCACCUACUGGAGCUUAUCGUACCCGAUCAGUUGGAGCCACAAUCAGCACUGCUGCACAACAUGCAAGCCCAAAGCUUAUCCUACCCAGCUCUUGUGCAAAUGACUAUCAUCAAAGUGGUCUCACUUCGCUAAUUCGAAACAUUUUAAACCCCAAAGGGCGACACUUCAUAUACUCCAGUGCUAAUUGUCCCAGCUGGUGGCCGACUGAUGUACCAUUCAUUAGGACGGAAGAUAUGGAAACUAAAGACAGGAGAAAAGUACUGACAGCUUUUCUGAAGAAAUGCCCUGACCAGUACACAAUAUCACCUCCUGUUGGUCAGCAAAACUCUGCCUCGAUAGUUGAAACUAACCAACCAGAAGACACCAUCAUUGAUGUACAAAUGGAAUCUGAUGCUGAAUCUGAUGCUAGCAUACCAAGUGACCCGGAAGACCUGGUGAAUAGUCUAGAGCAGCACCUUCUGGAUUCUAGGAAAAGAAUACUCGAGGCUGAGAGGAAAGUUGAGGAGCUGACGGAAGAAGUCAAACGUCUCAGAGAAGAAAGGAAGUAUAUAGGUUCUAUUGUGAAACGAUCACGACUCCAUCACUAGCACUAGUGUUUAGUCCUCAUACCUAACUGUCCAUUUAUUAAUUGUACAUUGUGGUCACCUUGCCCGUCAUUCAUCCACUGUGCAUUCAGUCUUAUUGUAAUUAUAUCACAUUUC
This is a messenger RNA of Halichondria panicea, 1776 nucleotides long. RefSeq lists its product as uncharacterized. NCBI's taxonomy places the organism in Eukaryota, Metazoa, Porifera, Demospongiae, Suberitida, Halichondriidae. The coding region runs from base 55 to 1662 and encodes 535 amino acids. The transcript is spliced from 10 exons. The record is from RefSeq and is a predicted model, not a curated record.